AUGGGGGCAGAAAACAUCCAGAUCUUCGGCGACUCCCAGCUGAUAAUCAAUCAGGUACAACGGGAGUACCGAGCAAAAGACGACAGCAUGAUCCAAUAUCUGGCUGUCGCUCAGCGUCUAAUCAAGAAAUUCAAGAGCUGCAAGCUCACUCAAAUCCCCCGGGAACAGAAUUCGCAAGCCGACGCCUUGGCUAAUCUAGGGUCUGCCCUUGAAACGAAUAGCCAGAUGAGUAUCCCCUUGCUCGUACUUCAAUGGCCAACUACCAUGGAGGAAACCGCAUCAGAGGAGGUCUCCGCUGUCGAGGAAGGCAAAACCUGGAUGACCCCCCUAAUCUGGUACCUGGAGGCCGACAUCCUCACGGAGGACCGUACCGAGGCCAGAAAGAUCAAAAAGCAAGCCGCGAGGUACUUAUCUCCCAGGAGAAGCUGUAACGGAGAUCUUUCUCUGGCCCAUACCUGA
Messenger RNA from Brassica oleracea var. oleracea, 459 nucleotides. RefSeq lists its product as uncharacterized. Bases 1 to 459 code for a protein of 152 amino acids. The record is from RefSeq and is a predicted model, not a curated record. NCBI's taxonomy places the organism in Eukaryota, Viridiplantae, Streptophyta, Magnoliopsida, Brassicales, Brassicaceae. Gene Ontology annotation, molecular function: nucleic acid binding; RNA-DNA hybrid ribonuclease activity. The transcript has a single exon.